Molecule: messenger RNA, 4240 nt
Organism: Harpia harpyja (harpy eagle)
Lineage: Eukaryota; Metazoa; Chordata; Aves; Accipitriformes; Accipitridae
Gene: GP9
Product: glycoprotein IX platelet
Exons: 2
Coding region: 2171-2755 (194 amino acids)
Source: RefSeq, a predicted model, not a curated record
AUUUAGAUGGACAGAUACAUGCAUAUUAUAAACUUGUAUCAUCCUGAAUUACUGACUUUCCAGCCAAAUAUACAGAGAGCAUGUUAUGUUAUAAGAUGACAUAUUGCUAUUAUUCAGCAGUUGAUAUUCUUCAGCAACUUGAGUGUGAAGAAAUUUGCAGGAUCAUAGUCCUCUUCUGAGCUACACACAGCUCUCAUGACUGGGAAGAAAGGCUAUGUAUGUGCCCAAGGCCAUCCCAGUCCUCUAGGCUGUGCUGAUUAAAGGGAGCCAUGCUAACCAUGACAGUGAGCCUUUCGCAGAGCGCAUCCCCUGACUAUUCUGGAAUUCAUUUCUAAACUCCAAACCAAACUAGGACAUUACAAAGAAAUUAUAUUCCACAAAAUAUCACAAGAACCAAACUAGGAAUUGAUCCAUUGAUCCAUACAUGUGUACCCUUCUUCACAUUCAAGGUUGUGCCAGGGGCACCUACCUGCCUGAGUCAUUCUGGCUCACGUAUUUCUGCAUUGCUCCACAUUGCAGGGUACAGGUUGCUCUUAGCCUCUUCACAUAAGAUAGGUUCUCCAAAUCCCUGAUCAUCACAGAAACCUUCUUUUCACUUGUUGGCUUAAUCUUUUUUGAACAUGGGUGACUAGAAUGAAAUACUGUAUUUCAGGUGACUUUUCACCACUAUUUCAAUGUAAUGGCAUUUAUAUUUCUCUAUCCCUUAAUGAUCUCACCUGACUAACGUAAGUUAUUUUGAUGCUCUGGUGUGUUUUUACAAAUUUUACUUAAUCAGUGGAAAGGCAGAUAUCAAACACACCUGGCUUUGACUAAAACAGAAGAACUCUAUUUCAUGGGCAAACUUGAGCUCCCUUGUAUCUUGCUUAGGCUUGCAUGUGUCAGCAGUUGAAGAUCAAGCUAGCUUUUAUACCUGCAGAUUAUUACAGCUGAGGAAAAUAUCCCACCAGAUUUCAGAUGAGUCUUUUUAGGGUUUCCAGACAUUCAGAUUUAAUGGGAAAAAUAUAUUAGCAAUAAAAAAAAAUCAAAAGCAUUUCCUCUUGUCUGCAGAAAAUACAAAAAUGCCCCAAGCACUAUAUGCUGUGACACGUCAACCAUAUAUAGCAUCUUCCAAUGGGAAUGGCUUCCUAUCACGCAUAGGAAAAAGCUCAUCUUCUUUAACACAUUUCCUUAGUGACUCUCUUAAAAAGUCAGCUCCAGUCGCUAUACAUACUCCAACACUUUACCAAGCAGAGGGAAAGGAAUCAAGAGGGAAUAAAUAAAGGUAAGUGUCAGUCAGGCAUCUCACCAACUCUUCCUUUUUGCAUUUUUGCCACAGUUCUUAUUUCUAUUUUAUUUUGAAUUUUUUGAUGUCUAUAUAUUAAAUCAGAAGAGAUCAUCUUUUCUAUAGAUAUUACUUAACUUUUUUUCAGUCAGAUGACAUAGUCUGUCCUUUUGUCUACUUUGAAAAAUAACAGACAAGUAUCUCGAUUGAGACCAAAGAUAUUCAGACUAACUUCUUGCUAACAAAGACAUAGGAGAUUGUUAAGAUUAAUAUUUCAGCUUCUCUGUGCUGUUUAUAAUUUCAUGUAGCAUUAAUUCAAUUUAAAAUAUAGGAAUGUAGUAUUUAGAUCAGAAAUCUAAAACUAACUUUAUUUUGAAAAGCUAAUUACAUAUUUUUUGUAAGUAAAUUGAGGCAAAUUAAUUUAAAACAAAAUCAAUCAAUUUCUCCUACAAUUUUAAUCUUUAUUAAAUGAAAAUUCCUAGAGAAAAAAAAUAGUCUCAGCUUAUUUUAAGUUUUUAAAAGGAAAACCUUUUUUUUUUCAGUUCUAAAAUAUCUCUACACUUGAAAACAUUAUUUUGAAGAAUUUUUUUUCCCAAAUUCCAUUCUAUAUUAGUAUAAUCUAAGCUCCUUAUCGCCUUUAGUAUGUAAAAACCUCUUUUACUCUGCAUUUGUUGUUGUUAAUAGGCCUGUCCUACCUGCUUGCUAUUUCUCAGGCUUUGUCCAGUCCAAUUUUAAAAUCAUACUCGAUGUGCUUCUAACGUUUGCCUGCAAACAGUUAUAUAACUGUUUUCACUUUCUUCAGUUAAAAAGGAAUUUUCUUUAAGUGUAUAGUGUAUAAAACCCCAACACUUUUUUCAGGUUCUGCCAUUGUCCCAGUAGUAUCCAAGGCAAUAUACAGUCAGCUGAAGCAUGAACAAGACAGAAUUCAUCAGUGUUGCAGGAUUUGCCAUAUCAUUGCUGUUCCACAUGACCCAAACUGAAGUCUGUCCUUCAUCCUGCAAUUGUAAGUCACUGGGUGAAAUGAAGGGCUUGCACAUAGACUGCAGUUCAAGGAAGCUAACGGAAGUGCCUGCCUUGCCUGUUAACACCAAGAGGCUUUAUCUACAGAACAACAGCCUGACCUUGGUUCCUCCCGGUGCCCUGGACAGCUUGCGCAGCCUGGAGGAAGUGAAAAUAUUUGACAAUCCUUGGAACUGUGACUGUCAUAUUCUGUAUCUAAAACUCUGGUUAGAAGACGUCUCUGCACCCUCUCUUGCAAACAUCAGAUGUGCAACCCCAGCACCCUUGAAGAAGAAGCGCUUGAGCCAGCUGACUGGGAAUGAGCUGGGGAUUUGUAAGAGGCUUCUCCCAAUCAAGUGUCUUGAGUUCUUUUGGCGAGACCUCAUUUUAAUUGCUGGAGCAAUAACUACACUUAUUUUAGUAGCAUGGGCUCUGAAAUUCUCAAAAAAGCUGGUCUGCCAAAUAAACCUAAGCCAAUAUGACUCUAGGGGCUGACCGUUGGGGAGGCAUACCUCCAAAAACCACAAGAUACAAUGAGCUGUUCACUACCACUAGCUUGAACAGAAACGUUAAACUAUUCUACCACAAAAAAGCACAUGCACUGACAACACUAGUUUUAAUGGUGAACAUGCUACAAACAGAUCCCAGGGCUCAAAGUCUGGGUCUUCAGACUUCUAAAUUUUUUAAAAUCAUUUAACUUAGCAUUUUUCCACUGAAUUCUCAGCUCUUAUAGCAAGAAGAUUUACAUCCCCAAAUCCUACACUUUUUAAUAGAUGGAGAUGAACACUGAUUGUACUAUUUUAGCAAUUCUUUUCUCACUCAGAAGCUGUGUGAGUUUGCAACCUGUUACCCCCUCACAGUGUCCCAACGGUAGGACCAUUCUUGGGUGCAAACAAAUUCAGCCAUCUCUUCCUCAGGUGCAGGAGUUUCCUGCCAGCAAAACCACUAUGAUUAUAUAGGCCAGCCACUGAAUGUAUCCCUUAUUGAAUAUGUUUAAAGAUGGACUGGUAAUGAGAAUAUAAUCAGUAAAAAUAAUUUUAAAUAUUGUUGAAUUUCCUACAGAGUGAACAAUAAAAAAGCAUUCUAUGUGAAACUGAAAUAAUGGAUGCUUAUUGAUGCUUAUUAUUCAUACUCACCCAAGUUUAAUGUCUUUCACAAUUCUACACAUUUCCCAUUAAAAUCCUAAGAAAUUUCCAGAACUUGUCUUUCAGUUUUACUACUGACGUUUGAUACACCGGAUUUUAUGCAACAGCUUUGAAGAGGAUGUACUCUCUUCCCUUCUCUUCUAGUGCCCCCCAUCCUCAUAGAAAUAUUGUUGUAGUGACUCAAGCAUAUUGUUUUCCCCUUAACCUGAUUAUUCACAAGACUCCAAGAACAGCAAUUCAUGCUGUGACCCCAUCUGGUCUGGUGAAGUUAGGCUAGUUAGAUGGAAGAUCUCUGAAGGUCUUCUAAAAUUAAUACUACUGUUGGCAGUUCAAUUUAAGACGCAUUUUGCAAAUGCUCCUCCUAGCCCCAAACUUGAGCUAGGUAUUAGAGGUAUGCUGAAAACACCAAAGACUGCUUGGCUCUUUACCUAGCACCUUGUCACAUGAGAGGGGUUCCUUAUGAAAGCACAUAAUAUCCCUAGCAAACCUGGUGGUUAGCUUUCGUCUGACAGGUGGUUUUGCAAUUACCAUGUGCUGUCACUUCUAUAAGACGAGACUCAUUCCUAGCCACAAACACCCAAAUCAAAGACAGCAGUUCACAGGGAUAUUUCCAGGUCCCUCUUGCCCCUGCCAAACCACUUCAGCAAUAUGGAGUCAAACUGUCAGUGCUGACAGCUGGUGACAUCCUCAGACAGUUUUAGAAGAGACAUGUUACUGUCUGUAACAUAUCUUCACUGUUGGUCCUCUCUCUCCUGCACUAGCAGGGAAAGGCCAAUCUGAGACAUCACCACUUGUCAACCUAAAUUGAUUCCAAUUCAGGAUGAGUCACUUGCCC